Messenger RNA from Fragaria vesca subsp. vesca, 1101 nucleotides. RefSeq names its product bifunctional monodehydroascorbate reductase and carbonic anhydrase nectarin-3-like. Bases 58 to 912 code for a protein of 284 amino acids. Gene Ontology annotation, molecular function: carbonate dehydratase activity; zinc ion binding. The record is from RefSeq and is a predicted model, not a curated record. NCBI's taxonomy places the organism in Eukaryota, Viridiplantae, Streptophyta, Magnoliopsida, Rosales, Rosaceae. The transcript is spliced from 6 exons.
GUUGCAGAAAAAAGUCGCACUUGAUUUGCAAAAUCUUUGCAACUCCUUUUGCUGAUAAUGAGGAUGGGUCAGAGCAAGUCCAUCUCCACUUCUUUGUUUCUGCUGCUGCUGCUGCUGCUUCUUCAAAUUUUGCACCCAACACCCAUUACAGCUCAAGAAGUUGAGGACGAAAGGGAAUUUGAUUAUCUGAAAGAUAGUGAGAAAGGACCAAAGCAUUGGGGAGAGCUUAGGGAAGAAUGGGCAGCAUGUAAAAAUGGGACACUGCAAUCUCCGGUAGAUUUGCUUAGUGAGAUCGUGGAAGUACACCCCAACAAAGGGGAGGUGAGGCUCAAGUACAGGCCUUCAAAUGCAACAAUCAGGAAUAGAGGCCAUGACAUUUCGAUCCAGUGGAAGCUAGGUGAUGCUGGAUCCAUGGAGAUUAAUGGCACAGAUUACUGGCUAGAUCAAUGCCACUGGCACUCACCAACUGAGCAUACAAUUAACGGUAAAAUAUUUGACCUGGAGCUUCAUAUGGUUCACCUCAUUCCUGAUGCAAAGGUCGAAAACAACAUAGUUGUGGUUGCAUACCUCUACAAAAUUGGCAAGCCUGAUAAGUUUCUCUCCGAGGUAAGCAAAGAUAUCAAGAGCAUGAUUGAUGUAAAGGAAGAGAGACACAGAGGGUUGGUUGAUCCAAGAAAUGUGAGGAAGGGUGGCGCAAAAUUUUACAAGUACAAAGGCUCACUGACUGUACCUCCUUGCACUGAAGGAGUAACUUGGAUCAUACACAAAAAGUUAACUACUGUAUCAAGAGAGCAAAUGGAGUUGCUUCGAGAAGCCGUUCAUGACUCCGCAGAACUGAAUGCAAGACCAUUACAAGCUCUGAAUCGCCGAGAUGUGCACUUCCAUGGCCCUGAGUCUCACAUAAGGGAUUAAGGACUUGCUUCCACAGACAUACCAGCUGCAUCAACUCUAGAAUGUACAUGGAUUUGAUUUACUCUGUGACAGAGGUUUUUGUGUAAUAAGAGGUGCAGUUCCCAUUUGUACUGGCAUUUUUUGUUUGUUUUGUUUUAAGAAAUAGUCUGGUCAUUUUAUUGAUAAUAAUAUAAAAGAUAUAACUUGUAG